AUGGCAAAAAAUCCAAACAAGACCCUGAAAAAUGAUUAUUUUCCGAAAAAUCGCCUCUCGGAAUUUCGUCUCGAGAAAAUAAAACAACGCCAGGCAAUUAAUUUAUCGAAAAAGAUAUCAAGAUUCUACGAGAAAAAACUUUCAAAUUCGGAAAUUGAACCAGAAAUUGUCCAGGACGAAAGUACUAAAUCUUUGUUUCUCUCAAAACUGAGUUCCUGGGCAAAGGAUAUUCCUGUCGAAGGUCUGUCACCAGAGUGGGAGAAAAAUAUCAAAAAGUCAGUUCUGAAUUUAUUCAAAAAGAAAUACGAUCGUUUUCUAAAAUCCCUGAUUGAAGAAAUCAGACAAAAUUAUCUCGAGGAAAUGCAAAAUUUCGCGCUGAGUACGAUUCUUGCAAUCGAAACAAAUCAAGAUAAUUUACAAAAAAAUGAUGACUCAUUCCACAAAAGCCGUAAUUCUAAUUCUGAAUACUGUGAGACUUUUUCCAAAAAUCGUAAAUCUUUAUCCAAAAAGUAUUUCCUCUCCGAAAAUCUUGUCAGAUUUAUAAUGAAGACGGCAUUUUUCAAUUUGCCUCAACUUUUCAUUGACUUGAUUCAGUAUCGAGUCUUGGGAGUUCUUCCCUUAUCAGAAUUCGAGAGAAAAAUAAAAAAAGACGUGAGAAAAGCCUCGAUAAACAUUCUGAGUCACUACUACAGUAAAGUAGUAAAAGCUCUUCCAAAAUUAAGUAUAAAAAACAUCAAUCCCAGUGUUCGUUCUCGAGUAAUUAACUCAGCGACAGUUUUGUUUGCCCGGCAAAUUUUGGAAAUAAAAAUGAAGACGAUAUGUCAUUUGAUAAAUUCGAUAAAAAAUCCACUCUCUUCUCCACUAUUAAAAUUGGAUCUGAUUUUUGAGAACAAUAGUCUGAUCAUAAAGCCGAGUCUUGAAGAAAUCCGAACCACUUAUCACGAGAUUAUCGAUAUCGUUUCGAAUAUUGCUCAAGAUCUCGUUCCUUUCGAAAGCUGGCUUGACAUCAAAACUGAGCAAGACUUCAUCAAAGUCAAACUACCAGAGUGGUUUCUUCAAGAAUCUCAUGAUAAAUUGGAACAAGUUUUGGAAAACAUUUUCCACUCCCUCAACGAAUAUCAUUUUCGGGUGAAUGAAGAAUUUCAAUUCAUCUCAGCAGUAGAAACGAAGCCAAACAUUUUGAAAUUGGUCUCUGAGAAUCGAGAAUUUGAAGAAUAUUGUUCCCAGGUAAAAAUCUUGAUGAACUAUCUGAGCGACGUGAACAAAAUGGUGUCAAAAAUUUACUACGACACAGGAAUCCUGAACCAAAUUGACGCCAAGCAAGUCCUAAAAUCUCGAACCUUGGACUUGAUGACCAUCCUCGUGGACUCUAUCAAAAAUAAUCACGAGGCAGAGACGCGAUCGAUCUGUUCUGAAUUUGAAACCCUGAAAAGCAGAGCUCUAAAUAUUCCCAGGGAUGCAAAAUCUCUCUUCGAAUUGAGCGAAUACAUGGCUCAUGGAGCAAAAGAUCUGGUUUCAGAUCUGGAAAAAAGAGUGCAGAGGUCAAUUAAAAUCCUGAGUUCCCUACUCGAAAUCACAAUUCUCUCCCCCGAUCAUAUCGAAUCGAACAAACAAAGCAUAAACUGGAUCGAGUCAAUCAAACCAAUUUUCAUCCAGAGCAACACUUUAUCAGAAGCGAUGAAGAGUGAGUCAGAGGACGAGCUCCAGCGACGAAUAGCACUCCUAAAUUCGAAAAUUGACCAGCUCGUUCCUGAAUUUGUCAUUCUGGAUGACAUGGACGAUGCAAAAAGAGUUCAAGAAUACCUAGAGUACUUAAGAGCCCUCGCGAGAAAAGUCAAUCUGAUCGAGAAAGAGAUUCACGAGAUUAAUUUCGAAGAGAGGCUUUUCAAAUUCCCAGAGACGAGUUUUCCGAAAGACACGGAAUUGAGAGAAGUGAUUGAACCUUUUCAUGCUCUGGUUCGAUUGAUUUGUGAGUGGCAGAGAAAUCACGAGGUCUGGUUGAAAGGACCUUUUGAGUAUUUGAAUGCAGUCGUGAUAGAAGAGAAGACAAACUACUUUCUUGAAGAAAUUUCCGAGAGCAAUAAGGUUUUCAAGACGAAGAUCAAAAUGGAUUUGACUUCCAGUAAAGCUUUCAAAUUUUCUGGAAUCGUUGAUGAUCCGGACGCGAUGCAACAACCAGCGCCUGUAAAAUUGUGCUGGCAGGUUCUGCAAGAUAUCAGGAAUUUUAUGAAUUUUGUUCCUCUUGCAACUUGUUUUUGCAACCCGGCUCUGAGGAAGAGACACUGGGAUGAAAUGUCUGCCGUUUCUGGACAGGAACUUUUCCCAAAUGCUGGCACUACUCUCGAAAAAAUUAUAGGAUUGGAUUUGAUGAGUCAUAUCGAUAUGUUCCAGGUUAUCAGCAAAGGCGCCAACAAGGAACUUGCCUUGCAAAUUCAAGUCGAAAACAUGUUCCAGGAAUGGGAAUCGAUAAAUUUCCAAAUUUCCCCAAUCGAGGAAAUUUACUCCUUCAUCGAAUCAGAAAAAAUAGAAGUUCUUCUCGCGGAUCACUUGACAAAAAUUCAAGACAUCAGAGGUUCCUACUUCAUCAAACCAGUGGAAUUGAGAGUUUCCGAACUUCUCGAAGCCUUGACUCAAAUCCAAAUUUUCGGCCAACAAUUUCUCUCUCUACAAGUUCAGACCAAGAAAUUUCUACUCCUAUUUGAAAAUCCUAGAGCAGCAAACCAACUUCCCGAAGAAGAAAUUUUAUUUUCCUCGGUCAAAGAGAUUCAAAGUCAAAUUAUAAAAUCCAUUUCUCUGAACCCAACAUUUAAACAACUAACUAAAGAUCCGAAAGUUAAAUAUUUAGAAGAAACUGUGUCAAAAAUGAAAAAAGUCCAGGAAAGUGUCGAAAUUUACGUAGAUAAAAGAAGACUCGACUUUCCAAGAUUCUUCUUUAUUUCUGACGGUGAAAUUCUAAAAAUUCUCUUUGACAAAGACCCUUCCGUGUCGAUUCUGAAAUGUUUUCCCGGGGUGAGAAAAUUUGGAAUUAAGUCUCUCAAAAUAAAUUCGAUAAUUGGAGACUAUGGUGAGAAAAUUAGACUCUUAAAUUCGGUAGCGACUCAGCAAAUUGAUGAAAACUGGUUGGUCAAAGUCGAGGAGACAAUACGAAAAACCUUGAGGGAAGAGAUACUCGAAACAUAUUUAAAUUUUGAUUUCGACUCUUUCGAUGGAGAUAUUACAAAUCCUGGGAUUGUUAUUUUUUCUUCCUGGCAACUCUACUGGACAAAACAGAUUCAAAAUUCUCUCUUGGACAUCGAAAAACUAAAAUGUUUUCAAACCAAACAGGACGAAUUAAUAUCCAAAGAAUUGGAACAAUUAAAAUCAGUCACUUCCAGAUUAAAACGAAAAAUAAUCUCGGCCCUGCUCACCCUCCAGAUUUAUCAAAAAGACAUCACUAAAGUAAUAAUUGCCAAAAAUAUAGGGGAAACAGACUUUGAGUGGAAAGCCCAGCUUCGCUAUUACUUGUCAGAUAAAAAUAUAGAGGUAAAUUUGAUGAACGCUUCAAUAAACUAUGGUUACGAGUACAAUAAUUCACUUUUUAUUGCAAAUACUCCUUUGACUGAGAGAUGUUAUCGAACUUUAAUGGAGGCUUAUCAACACAAUUAUUUUGGAAAAAUUGUCGGUCCUUCGGGUUCUGGUAAAACAGAAACAGUGAGAAGUUUGGCAAAAGCUUUCGCUCUUCUUUUCCACGCCUACAAUGGAAAUGACAAGUUAAAUUUCAAUUUUGUGGACAAAAUUCUCAAAGGUUUUGUGUCCUCCGGAGCAUGGAUUUGUUUCAAAAAUUUCGACAGGAUCGAAGAAGGAGUACUGUCUCUAAUUUCCCAAAGAAUCUCCUCAAUUUCCGAGUCAAGAUUAACCGGGGUUGUAGAUUUUGAUGGAACAUUAAUCAAUUUAAAUAAAUCUGGUUUUAUUUCCAUCACGAUAAAUCCAGAACUGUACUCUCCAACGAGACGCUAUUUACCAGAGACGAUAAAAUUUCCAUUUAGAACCAUCACAGUUCUCUCACCAGACACAAAUCGCAUUUGCGAAAUCGAAUUAUUCGCGGCCGGAUUCGAAAAGGCGGAAAGUCUCGCCCUAAAAAUAAAAACAGUUUAUAAACUUGCGGAAGAGAUGCUUACAAAAUUCGAUUUUGGAUUACGAAGCGUAAAAAACGUUUUGAAAACGGCAAUUUGCCUCAAGGAAAAAUUUCCAGUAGAUGAGAAUAUUUUGAUGCUUCGGGCUUUGGUUGAUGUGAAUUUGUCGAAAUUAGAUGAAUCUCAAAUUCCUACUUUCAGGGGAAUUUUAGAUGACACUUUUCCCGGAGUUUAUUUACCUAGUCCAGAUUAUAAAACAUUUCUAGAGGCUCUUGAAGAAGUGUGCAAAAACAAUUGUUUGGAGGGAUACGACGGUUUUAAAUUGAAAAUUAUACAGACUUUUGAGAUGAUUCACAUCCGAGAUGGAAUUAUAAUUAUUGGAGAAGCACUCGCUGGAAAAUCAACGAUUUUAAAAACUUUGGCGGAGGUUUUAGAAUUGUUGGAUGAUAAAAUAAUGUUGGAAACAGUAAAUCCGGGAGCAGUGACGACUGAUCAACUUUACGGACAUUUCGAUGAAGAAUCCAGAGAGUGGAGGGACGGUAUUUUUGUCAACAUUUUAAAAAGCAAAAGCCCUUCGAAAAAGUGGGUCAUUUUCGACGGACCAAUCAACACCUGGGUUGAAAAUUUGGAUCCCUUUCUCGACGACAGUAAAAAACUAAUUCUAAACACCCAUGAAAACAUAUCCAAACCACAAGAGCUGAAAAUUUUUAUCGAAACUCUGAAUCUUGACGAGGCUUCGCCUCUAACUAUUUCCCGUUCAGGAAUAAUAAAUAUUGAAUCUCAAGACUGGAGAAACUACAUAAAACCCCUGAUUAAAAAUUUAAACCAGAGUCUCGAAAUCCAAAAGCUGAUAUAUUCCCUCUUCGAUUGGACAAUAGAACCUUCCUUAGAAUUUAUUUACAAAAAUUGUAAAAUGAUAAUCGGAGUGACGAAAAUUCAUUUGGUAAUUGCAACCUUCAAUUUAUUUACCAUUUUGCUAGAAGAAUUGAAAGAGAAGGGGAAGCCAGAACACUUUAUGGCUUGGAUCGAAGCGAUUUUUGUCAUUUCUACCUCUUGGGCUUUGACUGGAACUUUGGAUUUCGAAUCUCUCAAGUUAUUUAAUUCAUUCUAUCUGUUGUUGUGGAGUAAAAAUCGACCAGACUCUUUGAAGCAAAUUGAAAUGUCCCUUCCAAGUGAGGGUUUGAUGAGAGAUUAUAUUUAUGUUUUUAAGGGAAAUGGAACCUGGAAACUCGUAGAUCUUCACAAAGCUGAUCUCGUCGAAAACCCAGGAUUUAGGGAAAUAUUUAUUCCCACAGUUGAAUCUAUCAACUAUACAAGAAUUCUCCAACAGCACAUUAAUCACAAAAAACCUUUUAUUCUCUGCAGUACUGACUCCAGUGGAAAAACUUCUCUUCUCCAGGACUUAUUUUCUAAAUUUGAGAAUUUUUCAACAAACUGUUUUCAUUUUCCUUCGAGAAUCACUGCAGACAAAUCUCAAAGGAUUUUUUUGUCCAAGUUGAAGAAAAUAAAAUCUGGAUACGGUCCUCACAAAGAUUUUUCGCUAAACUUUGUCGAUGACUUCAACUCUGAGAAUUCCGAUCUCUUGGAGUUGAUGCGACAGUAUUUUGAUUAUGGAUUUUGGUACGAUUCGGACAAGUCAAAACAAAUUUUUAUCAAAGACAUGAUGUUCGUGGCUGCGAUGAGUAAACCAAAUUCCAAAAUGUGUCAACGAUUUUUGAGACAUUUCAGUAUUUACGUGAUGCACGAGUACUCGAGGGAAAAUAUCUUGAGAAUAUUUUCGAAUUUGUUAGUUUUGAAUUUGAAAAAAAAUUCCUUUGCAAUGGACGUAGGGCCAAGUUUGAAUGGAAUUGUAAAUGCGACGACUGAAUUUUAUUUCUGGAUAAAAGAAACUCUGAGACCAAUUCCAGGAAAGUGGGAGUAUAUUUUUAAUUUGAGGGACAUUUCGAGAGUGAUAAGAGGUUGCAGCAUUAUUCAGAAAGAGUCAGUCGAGAAAAUUACAUUCACUCGUCUCUGGGUUCACGAAACUUUCCGAGUAUUUGGAGACAGAAUUAACAACAAAGAGGACCAAGAAUGCUUUUUCAGAAAAUUGAGAGAAUGCUGCAAGUUGCACUUUAAGGAUUCAUUCGAGUCAGUUUUUGAUCACCUUCCCAAAUUCGAGGAAGAAUUAACCCAAGAGAGUUUCAAGUUCCUGCUUUUUGGAAAUGUCGACAAUUUGAGAAAAUAUGAAGAAAACUCGAUGGAUUUUCUUCAGAAUAAAGUGAGUUCCUACAUCAAGGAGUACAAUAUCAAAAAUCAAAUCAAACUCGAGUUGGCGAUUCCCAAUUUUAUUUUGGAACAUUUGAUUCGAAUUUGUAGAGUUAUGGCGAUACCUGGAGAACAUUUAUUGAUGAUUUGCCCGAGUGGUUUUGGAAGAAGAACUUUGAUCAGACUCGCUGCUUUCAUCGAGAAGCAAAAUUUGUUCGAGCCUGCCUUGGACAUUUAUUACGACUUAAAAUCUUGGAGAGAAGAUUUAAAGAGAAUUCUAAAAAGCUGUGAAGAUUAUUCGAUUGUGGCAACAGAUCGAGAGUUUGGGAGUGAAGAAUUUUUGGAGGAUGUGACAAGUUUGGUGAAAAGUACUCAACUUCCAGAAUUUUCUUCGGAAGAUGAGAGAGAAAUUGUACAAAAGGUGAGACUGAGAGCGCAGGAGGGGAACAGAAACUCAGAGUUGAGCAUUUCCCAAAUCAUGGAAUAUUUCCUAAAAGAGUGUAAGAAGAGGCUCCACUUUUUUAUUUGCAUUUCGCCUCUCAAUUUCUCACCAAAAUAUCUUUCACUGAUAAAAUCCUCGACCCUGAAUUACCUCUCCUCCUGGCCGAAGGAAACUUUCGAACAAGUGGGUCUCUUUUUUUUGAAGAAGGAGCUGAUUGUCCGACCCUCGAUAUUUUUUUACGAGCAUAUGGAAAACGUGGAAAAAUCGCCCUCGAUUUAUAUCCGUUUUCUAAAACUCUACAGAAAAACGGUUUUAAAAAAGGAGAAAGAACUGAAAAAUUCUAGAGGCAAGUAUAUUUCUGGGCUAGAGAAACUGAAGCUAGCCUCGAACCAGGUUGAUGAGAUGAAAAAGGCUCUGGAGAUCCUGAAACCUCAGCUUGAAUCUUCAGCGUCACAAACUCGGGCGACAAUGAAAGAAAUCGAGAAUGAAAAUCUCCUGGUAGAAAAAGCGACAAUUACUGUCAAAGAGGAGGAAGUGAUUGCGAAUCAGAAGGCAGAAAUUGCUGGAAAACUCCGAACGGAGUGCGAAACUGACUUGGCGGUUGCGAUUCCAAUUUUGGAAGAUGCGGUUUCAGCUCUGAAUACUCUAAAACCGACAGACAUAACUUUAGUCAAGGCAAUGAAAAAUCCCCCAGACACGAUAAAAUUAGUUAUGGCCGCUGUCUGUGUAAUGUUGGACGUUCCCUCGGAAAAAAUCCUUGAUCCCGCGACUGGAAAGAAAAGUUCCGACUUCUGGGGUCCAAGCAAAAGGGUCCUCGGCGACAUGAAUUUCCUCCAGAAUUUGAAAGACUACGACAAGGACAACAUUUCUCCGUCCAUCAUGGAGGUGAUAAAGAGCAACUACAUGGAGGAGAAAACUUUUCUUCCCCAGAUUGUCGCGAAAGCAUCGAGCGCUGCCGAAGGUCUCUGCAAAUGGGUUCGAGCGAUGGUUUCUUACGAUGAAGUGGCCAAAGCUGUGGCACCCAAGAAGGAAAAACUCGCCUUGGCUCAGAGAGAGUGUGACGAGGCUGAGAGUUAUCUGACAGAAAAGAGGCAAACUCUGGCGGAUUUGAACGAGAAACUCGCAGUUUUGAAAAACAGUCUCGAGACUGUUUUGGCGAAGAAGAUGAUUUUGGAAAAGGAGGUUUCGGACUGCAGGGACAGACUGAAAAAAGCUGAGAGUUUACUGACUAGUUUGGGCGGAGAAAAAAAUAGAUGGAUAGGAUGUACCAACAAUUUGCAGGAAUCGAUAGACUGUCUGACUGGAGACAUCCUUCUGGCCUGCGGACUAAUUAUUUAUCUCCCUUUCUACAAUCUGGAGAAGAGAAAUUCGAUUUUAAAAUCCUUUCAGGAUUUUCUCAAGAGUCAGACGAUUCCCUGUAGUGAUUUCAAUUUUGUAAAAAUUCUGGGGAAAGAGAACGAGUAUCAGGAUCCAUUUUUUCUUCAAAAUGAGGCAAUUAUCCGAAAUUCGGACAAGUGGUGUUUGUUUAUUGAUCCGCACAAUCAGGCAAAGGAGUGCAUUCAAAUUUUCGAGAAGAAUCUCAAGAUUAUAAAGGCAAAUGAUGAAGAUUUCAUUGACGUUCUCAAAGAAUCUGUAAAUUUAGGAAGAGCGCUUCUAGUUGAGAAUUUUGAAAAUCUCGCAGCUUUUCUCGAACCAGUUUUUUUGCAAGAAACUUACGGAGAAGAUCAAAUUUACUUAGACAUCCAGGGAGAGAAAAUUGUCUGUUCUCCAAAUUUUAGAUUCUAUCUCUCAACGAGAGUCAAGAAUCCAAAAUUCUCGGUUGAUACUUUCAACAGAGUUACUGUUAUCAAUUUCAAUAUUUCCAAAGAGGCCUUGACCGAAAAACUUUUAGACACAGUAAUUGCAAAAGAAAAUUACCAGCAGCAGGAUAAGUACGAAAAAUUGUUGACUCAAUUGUCCUCUGACAAAGUCUUAUUGAAUCACGAGGAGGAAAAAGUUUUAGAAAUUCUUUCUUCCUCUGAUUUGAACAUCCUCGAGGACAGAGCAGCCAUGAAGAUUCUCGACUCUUCGAAGAAUUUGUCAGUCGAGAUUUUAAAAAGGGAGAGAGGAUCUUUGGAAAUUAAAGAAAAACUUGACUCGUUUCGUGAGCAGUACAGAGAGUUUGCGAAAUAUUCUGCUGGACUCUUUUCCACGAUCGAGAGCCUCUCAAAUUUAAAUCGAAUUUACCAUUUCUCGCUUUCCUGGUUUUUUCAAAUUUAUACCAAGGCAGCUGAGAGCUCAAGAAGAAGCGUUCUUUUGGAAAAAAGACUGGACUACCUCAAAAUUGGUUUCACGAGGAAACUCAACACCAGUGUCAGAAAUUGUCUUCUGGAAAAGGACAAAUUGCUCUACUCUUUUUUGCUCUGCAUUAAAAUUUUGAAAGAUGACGGGAAAAUUGGCCAAAGUGAGAUAGAACUGUUUAAAAAUUUCAAAAAGAAAAUUCCGGUCAAGUGGGAGCCAGAAAAAUUCAGAGAAGAAAUAUCCAAAAUAGAUGAAAGUUUGGGAGAAAAUUUCUGGAAAAAUUUGAAUAACUGGAAACUUUACUUUGAAAAUCCGAAAAAAUCGAUUUGCGAAGACUUUCCAGCAUUUCAAAAAUUAAUGAUCACGAAAAUAAUUCGACCCGAUCAGAUCCGGAUUUCAAUUUCCAAUUUCGUUGAAACCGUACUCGGCAAUUUGGAGUUCAGUGACAAAACUCGAUUUAUUUCUACGGCUUUCGAAGAAUCAAAUUGUCUAACGCCCUUAAUUUUCAUUCUCCCAAGUCACGUGACUCUUCUUCCAAUUCUUUCAAAAUUUGCAAGAAUUAAGCGACAGAAAUUACUCUCGCUUUCGAUGAGCGAGUGUCAAAACGAAAAAGCAGAAUUGUUGAUAAGAGAAGCUCAAAGAGAUGAAAAGUGGGUCUUUUUAGAAAAUUGUCACCUCGCCCCUUCCUGGAUGUCAAAAUUGGAAAAAAUUAUUGACAAUUUGAGUGCCGAGAAUACAAGUCUGGAAUCUAGAUUGUGGUUAUCGACAUUUCCCUCUGACAAGUUUCCUCUGAGUGUUUUGCAAACUGGAAUUAAAAUUCCCUGCGACUCUCCUCUUGGAUUAAAGUCAAAUUUAUUGUGGCUCUAUAAUUCAGAAAUGAAUGAAAAGUUCUUUGAUUGUCCCGGAACAGAUGAAACAUUUUUCAAAUUACUGUACGGGUUGAGUUUUUUUGAUGCGCUUGUGAAGGAAAGAAGAAAUUAUGGCCAUCGUGGUUGGACCUUAAAUUACGAAUUUGAGUCCGACUUUUCCUUGAGUGCAAUUCAACUUCAGGAUCUUGUAAAUAAAAAUAGGGAAAUGCCAUUCGAGGAAUUUUUUUAUUUGAUUCAAGAAUGUAGUUACGGAAGCAAAAUUGUAAAUGAGGUUGACAAAAAACGCCUGGGAGUUUUUAUAGAGGACUUUUGCAGUAUAAAAAUCGUUCAGGAUCCUCUUCAUUCGUUUUUUGACGCGCCUGAUUUUUUGAUUCCGAACAGAUGGGCUUUAAAUUCUAGCAAAUCGCUUUUUACUGCAAUUCGUUUAAAAUUUGCGAGACGUCAAAAUCUUUCUAUCAAUGAAAUUAAUUUUUAUUUUGAAAUAACGCAGAGUUUCGAAUUAUCAGAAGAGAGUUCUGACAUUUUUCAAAUAUACGGAUUACUUUUGAAUGGAGGAGAGUGGGACCUUGAGAAAAAAGUGUUGAUAAAUAGUGUGACAAAAAUUUUUUGGCACGAAAUGCCAGUUAUUUGCUUAAGAGUUAAGACUGGAAAUGUUAAUUAUUUUGAAAAUGGUUAUGAAUGUCCGCUAUUUAAUGUACCUUUUCAGAAUUGUUUUCAAAAUUUUAUGGCGGGGGAGGAUAAUUUAAUUUUGUGUAUAUUUUUGCGGACGGAGAGAAAUUGUAAAUAUUGGACGAAAAGGGGAACUGCUUUGUACUGUAAAAAGGAGUAA
Molecule: messenger RNA, 10776 nt
Organism: Belonocnema kinseyi
Lineage: Eukaryota; Metazoa; Arthropoda; Insecta; Hymenoptera; Cynipidae
Product: dynein heavy chain 12, axonemal-like
Exons: 4
Coding region: 1-10776 (3591 amino acids)
Biological process (GO): microtubule-based movement
Cellular component (GO): dynein complex
Molecular function (GO): ATP binding; dynein intermediate chain binding; minus-end-directed microtubule motor activity
Source: RefSeq, a predicted model, not a curated record